GCCGGGGGGCGGGGGGUGUCCCAGCCCCGUACCUGGCGCGGAGGGCGCUGAAGUCGCGGGCCCCGCCGCGGCCCGGCCGGCUCAGCAGCUGCCGCUGCGAGACUUGCACCAGCGCCCGCAGCCCCAGCAGCUAUGCCUACAAUGAGUAAGACGACCUGGUGGUCUGCAGCACAACUCAAGAACUUAUGUACAACGGGGAGGUAAAGGAAGAGCUUCAUACCCCAUGCAAACCUGGGUUAUCUGACUAAGAUUUGUUAAAAAUCCUCAUCACCAUCACACCCCAACAACAACAACAAAAAACAACUGAGAGAAGAUUUGAUAAGUAGAAAAGAUGCAGGGCAAAGAGAGCAAUCCACCAGAUGGUGGCUAUGGAUGGGUUGUGGUAGUGUCAGCCUUCAUGGUGAUGGGCCUGACUGCUGCUGUCCUCAAGACUUUUGGUCUGUUCUUUGUUGAGAUCCAGCAGCACUUUGAUGAACUUGCAAGCAUCACUUCCUGGAUCACGUCAAUAACAAUUGCCAUUUUUCAUUUAGGAGCCCCUGUAGCCAGCUCACUAUGUGUAAAAUACACUCAUCGGACAGUUGUGAUCACUGGAGGACUCCUUGCUUUUUCAGGAAUGGCAUUGGGAUUUCUUGGACUCAACAUGAUUUGGAUGUAUGCAACAACUGGCUUCCUACAGGGACUUGGGAUUUCCUUUUCAUGGAUACCAGCCAUUAGCAUUGUUAGCCAUUACUUCUCCAAGAAAAGAGCUUUGGCCAAUGCUAUUGCCAGUGCUGGAGAAUGUGCCUUUGCCUUCACCUUCGGGCCAUUUUUCCAGUGGUUGAUUGGUCAAUAUGGAUGGAAAGGUGCCCUCUUGAUCAUAGGCGGCAUCCAACUCAACAUUUGUGUCUGUGGAGCACUGAUGAGACCACUGAAAAGCAGCUGCCUCCCUGAGACUAGCUGUCCUGAAGCUGAGACACCAUCUGGCAACAGGGCAUCCAGGAGAGACAAAGAUAAGUCUCCUGUCACACACAAAACCUUCAACUGGAUGCUUCUGAGGAGACUGGAGUUUGUGCUUUAUGCCAUUUUUGGCAUUUUAGCUGCUAUGAGUUUUUUUGUUCCUCCAUUAUUUUUAGUUCCGCUUAGCUACAGCCUCGGAAUAGAUGAAUCUUGGACUGCAUCUCUCCUCUCCAUUCUGGCAAUGGUGGAUUUUGCAGGCAGGCUGUUAUGUGGCUGGUAUGCCAACCUCCAUGUUACCAAAACUAUUCAUUUGCUGGCAAUGACAAUUGCACUGAUCAGCACUUCCCUGAUGCUGUUGCCACUGGCUAACAAUUACCUGUCCUUGGCAAUAUUCACUGGCUUCUACGGAUUCUUCUUCGGCACAACGGUCGCCAUUCACAUUACAGUGCUAGCAGAUGUUGUAGGCAUGUCAGAUUUUGACAGUGCUCUGGGGCUUUUCAUGCUCAUUCGAAGUACUGGGGGCUUUGUGGGGCCUCCUCUUGCCGGUCUGAUUGUGGACAUGGCUGGAGAUUACAGAGCAGGCUUCUACAUGGCAGGAGCCACUCUUAUCCUAUCUGGUGUAUUUUUAGUUAUUUUAGAUCAAUUUCAACAGAGAAAAGAAGAAGAAAGUCGUACUAACAGUAAACCAGAAAAAUCAACGUUGCCCUACCCUUCGCUCCAUUUCCUGAAACUUCAAAACAGAAGAUAUCAAGAGCAUGAUGUAGUGAUGUGACUACAUUGCACAUCUUACAGCAUUUCAGGACUUACUGAAGUGUUUUCUUUUCUCCAAAUUCAGUAUCAGUAGGAUCUAUAAACUGAUGGAUGUUUUGGGUAGUAAUGUAUGAAACUCAGGAAAAAAGUCGUUAGUUUACAAGUAAGCAACACCAAUAAUCAUCGUCUUAUUAUUUUGAAGCUGAAGUUGCAUUUUGACUAUGCUAGUCUUCAACACAGUCCCACAAGGCUGUGAUAAGCAAACUAGGGAAAAUAUGGUCCCAAUGAAAUUACCAUGAGGUGUGUACCCAGCAGACUGAAACCCUCCCCUCAAAUACAGACCCCAGCUAUCACAGUCAAGUAGGAAAAGGCAACAGCUGGAAUGUCACAGAUGUUUAACUUGGGGCAAAUACUGCUCAGUAUUUUCAUUUAACAAAUUGUUUAUGAAAGUGAGAGUACAUGAAUACAGUUUUCAGUUAAAAGGUUUGCAAAUACUCAACAGAGCAAGAAUUAGAAUCCAAAUGAACCUGAUAAACUGAAAAAAUACAUGAAUAAUUAAAUUCAAUAAAGAGAAGUGCAGCUCUAAAUAUCAGAAGGAGUAAGCAAAAUACACACGUGAAACAGGGAAUGAUUGAUGAAUAAGGAGAACUAGAGGAACUAAGUCAACAAAGUAACUUAGUAAACUAAGGUUACAGUUGACUUCAAACUGAGCAAGAACUCUAAAUACAACACUACAUUAAAAAAGGCCAAUGUCUUUCUGUGCCAUAGUAAGAUAGAAGCAAUAAUGAUGCUUGCAAGGCUUUAACCAGAAAAGGAACAUAAAUUGCAGAGAAUUAAGGGGAACAAUAAUGACGUUUAAAAAACAUGGCAUAAAGAAAAAGGUCAAGAAAUUAGGUCUAUCUAAAUUCAGAAAACAGAAGGUUGUGAAGGGCAUGAGAACAGCCUUCAAAUCUAUAAAAGGCUGAGCUAAAGAAGACAGGAUCAGUUCCUUUCCUUGUUAAGGCAAUUAGUAUUUGAUGGAGUUUGUGGCAAGACAGAGUUAUAUAAUUGGAAAAAGCUUCCUCACUAAUAAAGACAGUGAAACAAAGGCACAGAAACAGGUUAGUUAGGAAGAAUAUGAAAUCAUAGAGAUAUUCAUAAGAGAGAAUCUAAAUACACUCAAUUCUGCCUCAGAAUAGGGGUUUCAUGAGACCCUUUUUAGCCCUGCAUUUCAAUUAUCUUAAGGCUGAUGUUUGCAAAUAUUUGUAAUUUUGAGCAAAUAUUUGAUUUAUGAGAUUAUAAAUAUGUCUCUAUUUAUCCAAAUCAUAUGUUUUCUGUAAUUGUAAUUUAUCUGGGGUGCAGAGAUGGUAAAAGAAGGGUGGAAGGAUUGGAUCAUAUUUAAACACACACAAAAAAAUCUAGCAUUUAAAAGCUUUAAACCUAUUGCAAAUAUUACAGCUGCCCUAGUUCUCAACUUUAAGAAAAUUCUGUCAUUGAAACACUUUAUCUGUGAAGCCAGGUUGAACAUGAAUCACUUAUAUAAAAUAAUUAUUUCCUGUCUUUUAGGAAUAAUAAUGGUUUCAAAAUUUUAAUUCAACUCACCAUCAGCCAAUCACUAAUAAACCAAGUAUCUAUGGGGGCUUGAUUACAGAAUACACAUUGGAAGGGUCACACUGAAUGGUGAAGGCUCAUAACAGGGCCCAGAAAUUUGUGACAAAACAUCUUUCAAUCAUUUCAAUUUAAAAAUUUACAUUUUUUUCUAGAAAGUGUUACUCUUCAGUCACUGCUGUGUUCCAGUACUUAAAACAACCUUUCAAAUUGAAAGGAAAGGAAAUCAUUGCAUGGGGGAAGAUGGAG
This is a messenger RNA of Dromaius novaehollandiae (emu), 3522 nucleotides long. RefSeq names its product monocarboxylate transporter 13-like. The record is from RefSeq and is a predicted model, not a curated record. The transcript has 6 exons. Bases 332 to 1708 code for a protein of 458 amino acids. Gene Ontology annotation, cellular component: plasma membrane. Gene Ontology annotation, molecular function: monocarboxylic acid transmembrane transporter activity. Gene Ontology annotation, biological process: transmembrane transport; monocarboxylic acid transport. Lineage: Eukaryota; Metazoa; Chordata; Aves; Casuariiformes; Dromaiidae.